Magallana angulata is the source of this 721-nucleotide messenger RNA. RefSeq lists its product as uncharacterized. The transcript has 10 exons. The record is from RefSeq and is a predicted model, not a curated record. Lineage: Eukaryota; Metazoa; Mollusca; Bivalvia; Ostreida; Ostreidae. The coding region runs from base 84 to 614 and encodes 176 amino acids.
AGUUAUAUAAAGACUGAACUAAAUGUUUUCAUUACCUCAAAAAUAAACUCAACACCGAAGAAUAGAAAAAGUGAGAUCGAAGAAUGGCUUCAGCACAGGUAAACCUGCUCUUUCUCGCUUGUGCUUUCAUACUUCUGUAUGUAAGUGUUACCCCGGUGGAAGCAGAAGCGUGUGGUUACCACUACCACAUUAACGAGUACUUCACGGUAUACUACUCGACCACCUACAAACGAUUCCACCCCCUCUAUUAUGGAUACUGUACAGGUGGGAUUUGGUAUAGAGAUGGAAAAGUGUACAAUACCAAUGGAGAGCGUUUGUAUUAUAUAAUAACGUACUCUCGUGGCAAGAGAUCCUCGUCUACUGGAGAAGUGGGUACCUACAGUGGAACUACAAACAGAGACACAGGGUUAUCUGAAAAUGAGCAAACAAAAAGAGAUGUUGAAGCGAGUGACAACAUUCAAAAAAGAAUUAAGGUAUCUGAUUAUGCCGAGAUUCUACAGGCCUUAGAAGGACAGAAACGCACUGAGAGAGCUUUUCAGAAAGCAGCUUACGGUAAAGUUUCGAAAAACUCUGCUGUGAAAAAGGAGGCAGAAGAAACAAAAGAGCAAGCCUAGGUUUGUAAAUGAGGUGGAUGGUCCAGGAAUGCUAAAUAUGGCAUAUUUACUUUGACUGAAGAACUAUUUAUCCUUAUUAAAAUAAAGAAAAAAAUGCAUCAAAAUGA